Caenorhabditis briggsae is the source of this 297-nucleotide messenger RNA. Lineage: Eukaryota; Metazoa; Nematoda; Chromadorea; Rhabditida; Rhabditidae. The transcript is spliced from 2 exons. Bases 1 to 297 code for a protein of 98 amino acids. The record is from RefSeq and is a predicted model, not a curated record.
AUGUUGGAUCCACAAAGGAUGGAAGAGUUUAUUGAACAGAUUCGUUUGACUCCUGCCAUCUGGAAAAAUCGGGAAUUCGAGAUCCCACGGACACAUCUUAACGAAAUUUGGGCACAUUUUGGACACACUUUUGACAUUUCUCCGGAAGAAGCAGAAAAACAGUGGGAAUAUUUUAUCCGGUUACACAGAUUUAUGAAUCCAGAAGCUAAGAAAGAGGUUUUACUGAAAAUUUAUUAUAAAACUUUUCAAUUGAAAUAUUCAGCAGUUUCGAUUCUACAAAAUGUCUCAAUUGGAUGA